Messenger RNA from Eufriesea mexicana, 909 nucleotides. Its product is annotated as protein NYNRIN-like. The coding region runs from base 1 to 909 and encodes 302 amino acids. The record is from RefSeq and is a predicted model, not a curated record. Gene Ontology annotation, biological process: DNA integration. The transcript has a single exon. Gene Ontology annotation, molecular function: nucleic acid binding. NCBI's taxonomy places the organism in Eukaryota, Metazoa, Arthropoda, Insecta, Hymenoptera, Apidae.
AUGGCCGACUGGAUACGCAAUUGCGACCAGUGCAUGGCUGCGAAAGGUCCGAAAACUAGAAGUAAAGAAAGAAUGCGUCAGUACAACGCGAGAGCGCCAUUUGAACGUUUGGCUCUGGAUAAAGCAGGUCCUUUUCCUUCCAGCGACGCGGGAAACAGAUAUGUACUUGUGGUCAUGGACUAUUUCAGCAAGUGGCCAGAAGCCUAUGGGUUACCCAACCAGGAGGCGAAAACGGUUGCUGAAGUUUUCACUCAGAACUGGUUGACUCGGUUUGGAAUACCUAUUGAAAUACAUCCCGACCAGGGUAGGAAUUUUAAAUCAUCUGUAUUUAGAGAAAUGUGCUCCAUGUUGUGCAUCAAGAAGACUCGGACGACGGCGCUGCACCCUCAGUCUAAUGGAAUGGUUGAUAGAUUCAACCGAACCCUUGACGGACAUUCACGGAAGGUCAUGCACAAAAGUCAGCGGGAUUGGGGCAAACACAUCCAGAUAUUCUUGCUGGCUUAUCGUGCUGCGCUGCACGAAACUGUUGGACAUGCACCCGCUAAAGUUCUCUUUGGAAUGGACCUGAGGCUUCUAGCGGACCUUAAAUUUGGAAAGAAACCGGGUGAAGCUUUGGGUAUAGGUAAAUACUGGACAACUUCCAGGGACGAGAUAGAAGAUUUGCACCAUUUCGUAAGGCAAAGGACGCGGCUCAUUAUUGACAAAAUGAAGGACCGUUGCGACCGUGGAGCUAAUUCAGACGGGUUCAAGGAAGGUGAUUUGGUUUUGCUCUUUAACCUGCGGAGAAGAAAAGGAUUGUCCCCCGAAACUCCAAACAUCGUGGGAAGGACCGCUAAAGUUGGUUUAUCGUGUUCAACCUUGUACAAGAGGCCGAAGCAAAAUCAACUUGGAGAGGCUGACCCCUUAUGA